CACUACGCGCCCUUCGCCUGCGACCUGGCGGCCUACGCGCCGCUCUGCCCGCCGUUCUGGGACAAGAAGGCCGCGGGCGAGCCCUUCAAGCCCCUCGCGCAGCUGUUGGCCGUGAUCCCGCCGGGCUCGGCCCACUGCCUGCCGGAGGCGUGCCGGCUGGUCAUGGGUCUGGACCGCGGCCUGGAACUGAUGUUCCCGACGAAGAUCAAGAUGGACCCCAACGGCCGCAAGCACCAGUGGGAGUGGGUCGCGCUGCUGCCCUUCCUCGACGAGCGCAAGCUCACGACGGUCAUCGAC
Aureococcus anophagefferens is the source of this 297-nucleotide messenger RNA. RefSeq lists its product as hypothetical. The annotation marks the transcript as partial. Gene Ontology annotation, cellular component: nucleus. Gene Ontology annotation, molecular function: 5'-3' RNA exonuclease activity; RNA binding. NCBI's taxonomy places the organism in Eukaryota, Pelagophyceae, Pelagomonadales, Pelagomonadaceae. The record is from RefSeq and is a predicted model, not a curated record. Gene Ontology annotation, biological process: nuclear-transcribed mRNA catabolic process. The transcript is spliced from 2 exons.